AGUGUUGUUAAAAUGGCACAAGGAAAAGUUGAGUCAGCAAAAAAAUGUUGAAUGCUUAGAGGGGGUUACACUCCUGCUCACAUAGCAAUGCAAUUCAACCAUGAAAAUAUCUUCAGUUUGCUUGUGGAAGCCUAUGGUGCUGAUCCUAACUUACGUGACUGGAGCGGCAGGAAACCAAGGCAGUAUUUAGCAAACCAGGAUACUGCUGUGUCUGCAGACACCUUCCGAAGUGAGUACCGUCCCAGAGCUUCCAGCAUGGCUGCCUCUGCCUCCGCAUCUGCAUCCGCCUCCACCUCCUCAGAGAGGCUUCCAGACUCCCCUCUAGUGGGAGCUUACCUGGGAAGGAAAAGCUUCCUUAGGCGGAGUAGAAAUGUUACCAUUGGGUAUGGUUCAUUGCGAUUAGUUACAUUUUGCCUCAAUUGCAUUGUCACUAAGAGAAAAUAUGUGCGAACUAUAUUAAAUGAAGAACCACACUUCAUUACUGUUGAAGUAGUAGUAAAAAUAAAAGCAAGGAAGAAACAAUCAGAGAAAGAACUGGGGUUUCUACGCAUUGGUUCGUUGAAUAUGAGAGUGAAGAGGACAACGGAGGCAUUCAGCAAUUUUCUAGGAGUGGGCACAACGAACAGUGAGAAAUUGCACAAGAGUUGGGGGUCUGCUGAUAAUAUCCAACAGGUGGACAGGCGAAUUAUGCCACCUCCCAAAGUAGCCCCAAUCAAAAAAAGGGGUUCUCGUCGAGGUGGGCAAGACUACAGUGGCAGUCACAGUACCCCCAGCACUCCCCCAAGCCACACAAGGACAGCACACGACUCCGACUCUGACACGGCCUGUGGCUUUGGCUCCGAUUGGCAGGUCACAUCUUGAAGAGCAGCUGCAAUAUUAUUGGACUGGUGAAAAGUUCUGUACUAGCUCACAUAGUUAGGAAUGCAAUUCAAUGGUUAUUUUAAUGUAAAAGUUGUUGAUAAUUAAUGCAAAAAUAAUUUUUGAUUCUGAAAUAUAUAUUUUAUAUUUUUAAUUUGCUGGUAUCGGUAUUCCAUUUUUGAGCUUACAUUAUCUUCUUAAGGAAAUAUUGUAGAAUGUUUUCAUAGUGAAGCUCAAACUCUUGACGUCAAAAUAUUCUUAACAAUUAAUCUCAUUAUCAGAUCUGAAAUCUAUGUGAUAUCAUGUGAUGCAGCCGUGCAGUAUUGUGUAUUUACUCACAGUAGAAGUUGUAAACAGUAUUAGUCAUUAGCAGUGUGAUAAGGAGAGUUUUCUGUGAUUGUAUAAUACAACUGUAGAUACAGCAGUGAUCUGAAUGUACUUAGGAUUGCUUUCUUUUAAUAAAUAUUGAGUGCAUUCUCAUGAAGUAAUUAUUUUGCAUAAACAGUUGUUCCAUAAGAUCUUUGUAUAAGUCUUGAAUUUAAGUUAUUAAAAUGUCUGAUCAAUAAAAUAUUAUUUAGUGUAUCAUACUUGUUAUCAUUUAACACUCUUAUAUGUUAACAUUUCUAAGUAGUUUUCAUUCCCCCACAUUAGUCUGACAUAUAAGAACUGUUUCUUACUUCAAUUAAAAAUUAAAAUGCUAAUAAAUAGAGAGGGUGCAAAACAAAACACAUUGCAAUAUUCAAAGCAAUUGCUGUUGUCUGAAGUCAAGUUAACUUUCAGUUGGAAUACUGAAAAAGUUUUAAUGGUAAUUGGUGGUAAUAGUUUUAAUUGGUAGAGUGUGAAGAGCUGAGGCAUAUUAGCAAAAACAAUGUUCAAAAACUAUUGUAGCUUUAUGAGAAUAAUACUGAUGUAUCUCAAAAAAUCGCAAAUUGAAAUUUUAAAGUGAACCAGUCAAAAAAUUAAUUUUUUAUGUGAAAUAAGUUUCAUGUCAGACAUAAUACCAAUUGCCAUUGGUAGCAGAUGCAUUGCUAUUUCGUGGAUGGAGUCAUUACCAAUUAUUUUUAUGGAAUUAUGUAAAAAAUUCAGAUGUUUAUAAAAUUUAUUUUUGUAAAUAAAAAAAUCA
Messenger RNA from Gryllus bimaculatus (two-spotted cricket), 1981 nucleotides. The record is from the annotation of a GenBank genome assembly. Lineage: Eukaryota; Metazoa; Arthropoda; Insecta; Orthoptera; Gryllidae.